CUCCAAGAUGGCGUCUUUGCUGCAAUCAGAGCAGGUUCUCUAUCUAGUCCAGGGAGAAAAGAAGGUUCGGGCCCCGCUCUCGCAGCUUUACUUCUGCCGUUAUUGCAGUGAGCUGCGGUCGCUGGAAUGUGUGUCUCACGAGGUGGACUCCCAUUAUUGUCCCAGUUGCCUAGAAAAUAUGCCAUCGGCUGAAGCCAAACUGAAAAAGAAUAGAUGCGCCAAUUGCUUUGACUGUCCUGGCUGCAUGCAUACCCUCUCUACCCGGGCAACAAGUAUCUCUACACAGCUCCCAGAUGACCCAGCCAAAACCACCAUGAAGAAAGCCUAUUACCUGGCAUGUGGAUUUUGUCGCUGGACAUCUAGAGAUGUGGGCAUGGCAGACAAAUCUGUGGCUAGUGGUGGUUGGCAAGAACCUGAAAAUCCUUACACACAAAGGAUGAACAAACUGAUUGAAUAUUACCAGCAGCUUGCUCAGAAAGAGAAGGUUGAACGAGAUCGCAAGAAACUAGCACGGCGUCGAAAUUAUAUGCCUCUGGCUUUUUCGGACAAAUAUGGUCUUGGAACCGGGCUUCAGCGACCACGAGCUGGUGCAUCCAUCAGUACCCUUGCUGGACUUUCCCUUAAAGAAGGAGAGGACCAAAAAGAGAUAAAGAUUGAGCCAGCUCAGGCUGUAGAUGAAGUGGAACCUCUACCUGAAGACUAUUACACAAGACCAGUAAAUUUAACAGAAGUAACUACUCUUCAGCAGCACCUCUUACAGCCAGACUUUCAACCAAUUUGUGCUUCACAGCUCUAUCCUCGCCAUAAACAUCUUCUGAUCAAACGGUCCCUACGUUGCCGGAAAUGUGAACAUAAUUUGAGCAAGCCAGAAUUUAAUCCAACAUCUAUCAAAUUCAAAAUCCAGCUUGUUGCUGUCAAUUAUAUCCCAGAAGUGAGAAUCAUGUCGAUUCCCAACCUUCGCUACAUGAAGGAGAGCCAAGUCCUCCUGACUCUUACAAAUCCAGUGGAGAACCUCACCCAUGUGACGCUGUUGGAAUGUGAGGAGGGGGACCCUGAUAAUAUUAACAGCACUGCUAAGGUAGUGGUGCCUCCCAAAGAGCUUAUUUUAGCUGGCAAGGAUGCAGCAGCAGAAUAUGAUGAGUUGGCAGAACCCCAGGACUUUCAGGAUGACCCUGACAUUAUAGCUUUCAGAAAGGCCAACAAAGUGGGUAUUUUCAUCAAAGUGACCCCACAACGUGAGGAGGGUGAAGUGACCGUGUGCUUUAAGAUGAAGCAUGAUUUUAAAAACCUGGCAGCCCCCAUCCGCCCCAUCGAAGAAAGUGACCAGGGCACAGAAGUCAUCUGGCUCACGCAGCAUGUGGAACUCAGCUUGGGCCCACUUCUUCCCUGAAGGGUUCCACUGGCAGGCAGAUCCCA
Messenger RNA from Choloepus didactylus (southern two-toed sloth), 1416 nucleotides. RefSeq names its product dynactin subunit 4-like. NCBI's taxonomy places the organism in Eukaryota, Metazoa, Chordata, Mammalia, Pilosa, Megalonychidae. The coding region runs from base 8 to 1390 and encodes 460 amino acids. The record is from RefSeq and is a predicted model, not a curated record. Gene Ontology annotation, cellular component: dynactin complex. The transcript has a single exon.